Messenger RNA from Elephantulus edwardii (Cape elephant shrew), 1381 nucleotides. It is a transcript of the gene TUFM, whose product is annotated as Tu translation elongation factor, mitochondrial. The transcript is spliced from 10 exons. Lineage: Eukaryota; Metazoa; Chordata; Mammalia; Macroscelidea; Macroscelididae. Gene Ontology annotation, cellular component: mitochondrion. The record is from RefSeq and is a predicted model, not a curated record. Gene Ontology annotation, biological process: mitochondrial translational elongation. Gene Ontology annotation, molecular function: GTPase activity; translation elongation factor activity; GTP binding. The coding region runs from base 23 to 1381 and encodes 452 amino acids.
CCGGGGCGCCUGCACCACCGCGAUGGCGGCCACCACCCUACUGCGCGCGACACCUCGCUUCAGCGGUCUCAGCACCGGCCCAGCUGCACUACUGCAGGGUUUGUUGCGGCCGCCAAAAGCCCCGGCGCUGUCCGUUUUGUGCCGCGGCCUCGCCGUCGAAGCCAAGAAGACCUACGUGCGCGACAAGCCCCAUGUGAACGUGGGCACCAUCGGCCAUGUGGACCACGGCAAGACCACGCUGACCGCGGCCAUCACCAAGAUUCUAGCAGAGGGUGGUGGAGCCAAGUUUAAGAAGUACGAGGAGAUUGACAAUGCCCCGGAAGAGCGGGCACGCGGGAUCACGAUCAAUGCGGCUCACGUGGAGUACAGCACGGCCGCCCGCCACUAUGCGCACACCGACUGCCCCGGGCACGCGGACUAUGUAAAGAAUAUGAUCACAGGCACAGCUCCCCUUGAUGGCUGCAUCUUGGUGGUGGCAGCCAAUGAUGGCCCCAUGCCCCAGACCCGAGAGCACUUACUUCUGGCCAGACAGAUUGGGGUGGAGCACAUUGUUGUGUAUGUGAACAAAGCAGAUGCUGUCCAAGACUCUGAGAUGGUCGAGCUUGUUGAAUUGGAAAUCCGGGAACUGCUCACUGAGUUUGGUUACAAAGGGGACGAGACUCCUGUUAUCGUAGGCUCUGCCCUCUGUGCCCUUGAGCAACGUGACCCUGAGCUAGGCCUGAAGUCAGUGCAGAAGCUGCUGGAUGCUGUGGACACUCACAUCCCAGUGCCCACUCGGGACUUGGAGAAGCCUUUCCUUCUACCUGUAGAGUCUGUUUAUUCGAUCCCUGGCCGAGGCACGGUAGUGACAGGUACGCUGGAGCGUGGCAUCUUGAAGAAGGGAGAAGAGUGUGAGUUCCUGGGACACAGCAAGAACAUUCGCACUGUGGUGACAGGCAUUGAGAUGUUCCAUAAGAGCCUGGACAGAGCAGAGGCAGGAGAUAAUCUUGGGGCCCUGGUACGAGGCUUGAAGAGGGAGGAUCUGAGGCGAGGCUUGGUCAUGGCCAAGCCAGGGUCUAUCCAGCCCCACCAGAAGGUUGAGGCCCAGGUUUACAUCCUUAGCAAAGAGGAAGGUGGCCGCCAUAAGCCUUUUGUAUCCCACUUCAUGCCUGUCAUGUUCUCCUUGACUUGGGACAUGGCCUGUCGUGUCAUCUUACCCCCUGGGAAGGAGCUUGCCAUGCCCGGAGAGGACCUGAAGCUCACCCUGGUUUUAAGACAGCCAAUGAUCUUGGAAAAGGGCCAGCGUUUCACCCUGCGAGACGGCAACCGGACCAUUGGCACUGGCCUUGUCAUUGACACACUAGCCUUAACUGAAGAGGAUAAGAACAUCAAGUGGAGUUGA